GCCGGAGCCGCGCUGCCGGCUGCCACCGGCCGCACGUGACGUAUGUGCACAGCGCCGGUAUCGAUUUUAUGGCGUGAUUGUGUCGGCUGCACGAGGCCGCCCUCCGACUCCAGGUGCAGUCAGGUCGGGUGCGCGGCAGCGACCGUCCGUGCGCGGUGUGGCGCCGAGCGGAAGGUGCUGCAGCGGGCGGGCGCCGCGCCGUCAUGGAGAAAAACAGGUCACCGGCGCUGUGCGCGCGGCUGGGCGACGCCGACAACGCCUGCAUCCUCGGCCUGCUGGCCUGCGUGUUCGUGUCGUUGGCGGCCGCCGGCGGCAUCCUCUCCUACUUCGCCUUCUUCUCGGCGCAGUCGGUGACGUCAUCGGCGCCUCACCACCUGUCGGCGGCGCUGGCGGCGCUGGGGCCUGUGCUGCUGGCGGCGGCGCUGCUCACCGUGCUGGCGGGGGCCCGGCUGUACCGGGCCGGCGGAUGCUCGGGCCAGCCGGCCUGGCUGCAGCGGCGCCGGCCCUACCACACCAUGGAUGGCGAAACAGCCGCCGGCAGCGACAACCCGGGCUUCGUGCGCGGCGAGGAGCAGUGAUAAUGCGCAGGGACGGCGGCGGAGCGGUGAUGACCGGCAGGGAUGACUGAGGAGCGGUGAUGAUCGGCGGGGACUGCCGAGGAGCAGUGAUAAGCUGCACGGACGGGCUGAUGUAGCGAUAGCCUGCAGGGGCGGCAGAGUGGUGAUCAUGGACGGCGGAGGUGCAGUAUCAGGGACGGCGGAGAAAUGGUGAUCAAGCACGACGGAGAGCUGUGAUUACUGAAAGUGACGGAGAGGCAGGAACGAGGCGCGCUGCGGAGACUGUACGCUGUUAUUGCACUCAACUUUGGUCGGGAGAUCGUUACGCAUAUGCACAAGUCAUACACCGCCUAGCAUGUAAGUCAGUGUCGGAGCAUCGUGGCGUUCCGUGCCGUUCUGUACGAACAGCAGAUCACUGCGGCAUUGGAUUGAUUAUCCGUGAAUUUGUGGUUGAAGAGAAGCGCGGUGGAAGGUGCUGAUAAUCAACUGAGAGAGGGGGCGGGGGAGAAGCGACGCACACGGUAUCGCGUUAAUGGGAGCUAAAGUAUCGCCUAGCUUGCGGAGCAAGGCCUUGCAGUUGGCGACCGAGCCGUGUGCACAAGGAGGAGAGUCUGCUGGGACCAGUCUGGGAGCACGUGCCAAUAUUAUGAAGCUGUGUUCACAUAUGUCACCAUUUUAAGAAAUAAAACAGUAAAGCGAUGGCGUGCGGCGCAAAAUAAAUGGGAUUUC
Molecule: messenger RNA, 1286 nt
Organism: Pollicipes pollicipes
Lineage: Eukaryota; Metazoa; Arthropoda; Thecostraca; Pollicipedomorpha; Pollicipedidae
Exons: 2
Coding region: 204-578 (124 amino acids)
Source: RefSeq, a predicted model, not a curated record